AUGUCCAACCACUUCGUCUUAAGUGAGGGCAACGUGUUCUACUAUGUGGGAACGAGACAUCUGAGAGGUGCCCAACAGGAAGAGGACGCGAUGCUGCGUCUACUAGUACUCUCAACGAUGGUUCAGGAGGCACUACUGAACUGUAACGACUCGUUAGAAGGAGGCCACCAAGUGAAAUUGGGCUUGUAUUGGAUCGGUCUAUACGCAGACGUGGCGAGACACGUUCGGUCCUGUCCCGACUGUAGUUCAAGUAAAAGUCGACCAAAGAUCCGCGGAUCCUCCCCGGGGAACAUAUUGGCUAAAUUACCGUUUCAAGUCGUUAAAAUUGAUUUUGUGAUUCCCUUACCGAAGCCUCGGCGGGGCAACACAGCGCUAUUAUUGUUUCAAUGCGCAUUCACCGAAUUCGUGAUAGGCAAGGCUAUGGCAGACACGACUGCUCUGAGAGAAUGUGUGUACCGAAUAUUCGGUGCCUAUUCUCUCAUCAGACAUGACAGAGACCCACGAGUCAUUAACGCGGUGUUCCAAUCGUUCACCGAAAUGAUACAAUCUAGGUCUAGGGCGACGGUGAGCUAUCGCCCUCAAGUUAACAGCCAACAAGAGCGCUCGGUCAAGACCGUCAUGCAAUCAGUACGCGUGUAUGGGGAAGAUUUAAUACAACAGUAUUGGGACGAGAUCGCCGAAAAGCUGAUCUUUGUGACACGAUGCGGGAGAACGCUUUUCGUGUUGGUGUAUAGCUUGCGCGCUAGAUCCGAAGUUCCGACUGGACUUCCUAAUCUAGAACAGACCCAGGUGGAGUAA
Messenger RNA from Phytophthora megakarya, 798 nucleotides. The record is from the annotation of a GenBank genome assembly. Lineage: Eukaryota; Oomycota; Peronosporomycetes; Peronosporales; Peronosporaceae.